Echinostoma caproni is the source of this 459-nucleotide messenger RNA. The record is from the annotation of a GenBank genome assembly. NCBI's taxonomy places the organism in Eukaryota, Metazoa, Platyhelminthes, Trematoda, Plagiorchiida, Echinostomatidae.
UGUUUCUCGCCGCCGGACAUUCCAAACGCAUAUUUGAGCGCGCACAGAAAUUCCGGUCAGACAUACGGGCCGGACGGACAGAGUAGUCUGACCAGUGCGCCACGACGUGCCGACUAUCGUUCCGGGGAGGUGAUUGAAUUGCGCUGUCUACCCGGCUAUCAGGACACGAAACGGGAUCACGUGGAAGCCUCGUGCAUUGGAUCCGAAUGGCACUAUGCAAAUUUGCAGUGUGAAAGAAUACAUUGCAAUGCUCUGAAAGAGCCUCAACACGGAAGGAUUGUCUAUCGGUCGGAUAAACGAUUUCAGGCUGAAGCAACCACUGUAUGCGUGGAGGGAUACACAGCAGAUUGUGAGACGUGGAACGGCGGAGAUAGACGAGAUCAAGGUUGCUUACGUGUUUGUCAAGCAGACGGACGUUGGUCAGGCAAGGAUGCUGAGUGUAAACGUAAGUCCCAAUGA